Molecule: messenger RNA, 1583 nt
Organism: Juglans regia (Persian walnut)
Lineage: Eukaryota; Viridiplantae; Streptophyta; Magnoliopsida; Fagales; Juglandaceae
Product: heavy metal-associated isoprenylated plant protein 37
Exons: 3
Coding region: 135-1295 (386 amino acids)
Molecular function (GO): metal ion binding
Source: RefSeq, a predicted model, not a curated record
GAGAACGGAAGAAUCUAUAUAAGUUAAGAAAAUUCACGCCAACCCUUUUUACCCCCACUAGAUUAGGUGCUAUCCUUUUCUUUUUAAUUGCAAAGAGAGAAGAGAGAGCUUUCAACCCGAACAGCGCCGAAGAAAUGACUAAAGAUGAAGACUUUAAGAUCCUCAAGAUUCAGACGUGUGUUCUCAAAGUGAACAUACACUGUGAUGGGUGUAAGCAGAAAGUGAAGAAACUCCUUCAGAGAAUUGAAGGCGUGUACCAAGUAAACAUAGAUGCAGUGCAGCGAGUCACAGUUUCAGGAAGUGUAGAUGCUGCGACAUUGAUAAAAAAACUAGUCAAAGCUGGUAAGCAUGCCGAACUAUGGUUUCAGAAAAACAACCAAAACCAAAAACAGAAAAAGGCCUGCAUCAAAGAUGAUAAUAACGACAACGGCAAAAAUCAAAAGUUGAUCAAGGGUCUUGAAGCCUUGAAGAAUCAGCAGAAAUUUCCUGCUUUCAGCUCUGAAGGAGAUGAUGACUAUUCUGAUGAUGAGGAAGGGGAUGAUGAAGAGGAUGAGCUGCGCUUUAUUAGGGAGAAAGCUAAUGAACUUGGUCUUCUCGGGCAGCAGGAAAUUGAUGCAAAUAAUGCAAAGAAAGGUGCUGGAGUCAUUGGUGCUGCUUCCAACAAUGGGAAAAUUAACAAUGUUGUAAAUGGGAAUGCUGGAAAUGGAAGGAUAGGAAACACAAAUCAGAAUAUGGGAAUGAGAGUUAAUGCAGGUGAGAUUGAUCCGAAAACCAUGGAAGCUCUGAAAAUCAACACUGCUCCUUUGGUUGUGGGUAACAUAAAUGCUGGAGAAGGUAUAAGGGCAAAUGACAUCAAUUCUAUGAUGGGUAUGGCUGGUUUUCGUGGGAAUGGGCUCAAUGUUGCUUCUGCUGCCGCUGCUUUAGGAGGGAAUUCCAACGGUUUGGGACGUUUUCAAGUCCACAGCAACAAUGCGUGUCAGGGCUCUUCUGCUGGGUUCACAACUGGUGCAUAUGCCCCUGGUCAAUACCCAUCAUCCACGCUGAUGAACAUGAAUGGUUAUACCCCUGCACCACCUCAGACAAUGAACAUGGACAUCCUGGCCAGGCAAGGCAUGCAACCACAACCACAAACGAUGUAUAACCGGUCUCCCUUUGUUCCCUCCAGCACUGGCUAUUACUACAAUUAUGUCCCAAACCCCAACCCGUACCCUCCCACUGAACCUUAUUACAGUGGUCAUGACUCUGCAAUCCAUAUGUACAGUGAGGAGAACACCAGCAGCUGUUCCAUAAUGUGAUGAAAGAAUUAAAUAGAUAUAUACUGCGUAGAGAAAAAAGUAUGGUGUUGACCGGAAUUUCUCUGUUAGUGCGUUGGUGGCUUUUGACUUUAUUCUGGUUGGAGUUAGGAUGCGGAUGUGAUGGGGUUGACCGGAAUUUCUAUGUUGUUGCUUUUUUUAUUUCAUUGUUAGUAGUAUUUGCUUCAGUUCUGUCUGUUUGUUCUUCAGUUGUUUCAGAACUGACUACCAUAUGGGGCUGUUUGGUGUGAGCCACAGUAGUUCUAGUAAACAAACAAAGAGAAUGAUUAG